CAGCUCUGCACCGAAGAGUUCUCAGUGACAUACCGGCGCCACCACUGCCGGUGCUGCGGGAAAGUCGUGUGCAGCGCCUGUAGUCAAAACAAGGCACCCCUUCCGUACCUCAAGAACCAAACGGCGCGGGUAUGCGACGAGUGUUUCGAUAGACUGCGGGAACAGAUGGAGCGCAUGGAUAGGCAUCACAAACACCAGUCGGCGUCCAGCGGGACGUCCGUCGAGGUGUCGGCGCCCGCGUCGGCCUCCGAUACGGACGAGUCGCGCGAUUGGUACCAACUUUUCCGCCGGAAUCUGAGCCGUAGUUCCCAUCGAAAGGCGAAACACCGAUACGUGCCGUCAGUUUUGAAAGAGGUGUCAGCCAACGACGUAGGUUCACUCAUAUCCGGAUACUUACACCGACGGGAAAGCCGUAAAAACUGGAAGAACUACUGGUUUGUGAUCAAAGACAUGGUUUUAUACACAUAUAAGGCGUCCGAAGACGUGGCGGCCCUCAAG
Messenger RNA from Oppiella nova, 498 nucleotides. The record is from the annotation of a GenBank genome assembly. Lineage: Eukaryota; Metazoa; Arthropoda; Arachnida; Sarcoptiformes; Oppiidae.